Molecule: messenger RNA, 2453 nt
Organism: Chara braunii
Lineage: Eukaryota; Viridiplantae; Streptophyta; Charophyceae; Charales; Characeae
Source: the annotation of a GenBank genome assembly
UCUCGUGAUCAUCAGCACGUCAUGAUGAUCACCAUCUGUAUUUAGUCAUUUUUAUGAUCAUCAUUCACUUGUGCUCUUUAUCAACAUCCAAUGACGCUCAGCAUCAUCAUUAUUGUCAUAAUGAGCAUGGUUGUGCUUGUUGCUGUUGAUGAUGAUGCUGAUUAUUAUGCUUCUGCUGCUGUUGUUGAUGAUGAUGAUGAUGAUGAUGAUGAUGAUGAUGAUGAUGGCGAUGGUGAUGGUGAUAAUGAUGAUGAUGAUGGCGAUGGUGAUGGUGAUAAUGAUGAUGAUGAUGGCUAUAGUUAUGAUGGCGAUGGUGAUAUGACUAAUGAUGUAGUGACGAUGAUUAUGGUGAUGGAAGGGUCACAGUUCUUUUACGGUACAGCAGGCUUCCGAGCCGAGGCGCAUUUACUUCCAUCGGUGGUAUUUCGAACUGCGGUUUUGGCAGCUCUUCGGUCUGCCAAGACCAGGAGCGCCACUGGAUUGGUUGUCACUGCAUCUCAUAAUCCGAUAAAGGAUAAUGGAGUUAAGUUGGCGGAUCCGAGCGGGGGUAUGCUUUGCAUGGAGUGGGAGGAGUACGCCGACCGCCUUGUCAAUGCGCAAUCUUCGCUUGCACUCUGUGAGUUGGUUGGAGAGAUUGCAGAUAGAGAGGGGAUAUCGCUUGGCGACACUGGUGGUCGUAUUCUUGUGGGGAGAGAUACUCGACCCAGCGGCAUGGAGUUAGUUGAUGCAGCAAAAAAGGGGAUUUCAGCUCUGCCAGGAAUGGAAGUGCUAGACAUGGGAGUUGUUUCAACUCCGCAGCUGCAUUGGAUGGUGCAGGCCACUAACCGAGGUGAGCCAGCUACGGAGGAUGACUAUUUUGCAGACAUUCUGUCAGGAUACCGGGAAUUGGCAACAUUGAAGCCAACACGGGAUGCCAGGCAGAAAGUUCUGGAAGAUCCACUUUUGGUGGAUGGAUCAAAUGGAGUUGGAGCAGCCAAAUUAAUUGAUCUGCAGUCCCGUGCGGGUGUCAGCAGCCUGCGAUUCGAAGUCAGAAACAAGGGAGAGGAAGGAGAUGGACCUCUGAAUGAUGGGGUUGGUGCCGACUUCGUCCAGAAGGAGAGACUUCCGCCAGCAAAGUUCAGUGAGCAGGAUAUUGGCAGAAGAUGUGCAAGUGUCGAUGGUGAUGCCGACAGACUGGUUUAUUUCUAUCUAGAAAAGAAUCAGAAGAGUGACUCCCCGGGUGGGCAGAUGGCAGUUCAGGGGGAUUAUCUGGGAAGCAGAUUGACACUGCAUUUACUGGAUGGGGACAAAAUUGCUGUGCUGGCAGCACUUUUCAUCAGCCAGCAACUUGAGGAACUGGGGGCCAAGGAUGACGGCAAUGGCGGGAAAAGCGUUGUUGGAUAUGGUACGGUGAGGGUGGGUGUUGUCCAGACAGCUUAUGCGAAUGGCGCAUCGACAAAAUACAUCAAGGAGGUAUUGGGUUUGGAGGUGGCGGUGACUCCUACGGGCGUCAAACAUCUGCACGAAAAGGCUGUUGGAUUUGAUAUCGGUAUAUACUUCGAAGCGAAUGGACAUGGAAUGAUUUUGUUCGGUGCAUCGUUCUUGGCAUGGCUUAAUAAGAAACAAGCGAGUGGUGAUUGCGGUCGUGAAGGCGAUGAUGGAUUUAUAACAGACCGAAAAGCCGAAGUGGCAAUUGCCAGGUUGGUUGCUCUAAGCAAGCUGGUCAAUCAGGCUGUCGGCGAUGCCUUGUCAGGGAUACUUUUAGUCGAGAGUAUUCUUCAGUAUCGUCAAUCAGGGUUGCACGAAUGGAACACACUUUACAAAGACCUGCCGAGCCGGCAAUCAAAGGUCAUGGUUCCAGAUCGUCGGCAGAUUGUGACAAAGGAUGCGGAAACAAAGGUUGCAUCGCCUGAUGUUCUUCAACAGUUGAUUGACCUUGAGAUAGCGAAGUACAAGCAUGGCCGAGCAUUUGUCCGUCCGUCCGGCACGGAAGAUGUUGUGCGUGUCUACGCAGAGGCAGAACAACAGACUGAUGCCGAUGCAUUGGCGAAUGCGAUUGCUCGCCAUAUUCGAUCUGUCCUGGGAUGAGCGAGUACAAGAGUGCUGGAGGAAAAAGCUGAGCAGUUUUUCUAGUCACGGCUCGCUUUCCAUGGUUUCAAUAGCUGAUUUGCAUUGCUACAUUGUCUUGAUUCCCGAAUUUAAGGGGGACUGUAGCUGUUCUCUUUCGGAUCUGCUUUGUACUCCCUCAACCCGUGUGACAAGUUUUGUGUUUAACCACUAGUACCUUUGCCGAGUGGGAAAAUAGCGGGCCUCGGGUGGGCCUCCGACCUCUUACGAGGCUGAAACGAAACGACAGGCAACCGUCGUUGGGCCCGGCCUCCGAACCCUUUGGCAACGGGCGUUUUCCCUGAUUUCCCAACACUAGCGGAGGUACUAGUGCCUUAAGGGAACACGAGUAAAUUAUCCGAACGAGU